Messenger RNA from Uloborus diversus, 4064 nucleotides. RefSeq names its product sphingomyelin synthase-related protein 1-like (gene SMSr). The coding region runs from base 1 to 1257 and encodes 418 amino acids. The transcript is spliced from 6 exons. NCBI's taxonomy places the organism in Eukaryota, Metazoa, Arthropoda, Arachnida, Araneae, Uloboridae. The record is from RefSeq and is a predicted model, not a curated record. Gene Ontology annotation, biological process: ceramide biosynthetic process. Gene Ontology annotation, cellular component: endoplasmic reticulum membrane; Golgi membrane. Gene Ontology annotation, molecular function: ceramide cholinephosphotransferase activity; protein binding; sphingomyelin synthase activity.
AUGGCGGUCCUGGAGUUAGAUCGAGUCUGUUCAUGGAAAACAGAUGAUGUCAAAAUAUGGCUUGAGAGGAACAACUUUGAGCAGUAUGUGACGCUUCUGUGUGACCAUCAUAAGAUUGACGGAAAAGCUUUGCUGACUCUAUCUGAAAAUGAUUUGAAGUUGCCGCCGUUAUCAAUACAGGUUCUUGGCGAUAUCAAACGCUUGGCAAUUGCAAUUCACGAACUACGACAUUCGAAUCCUGUCAUACUGACACAGUGGAAAGGAUCAGGGGACGAACCACUGUUAUAUCAAGCACUCAACAAUGGAACUAAAGUCCGCAGGCGACAUCACAGAAGAGAGGCCAGUGAUUCGUCGGACCUCAACACUUAUGGCAGUGAAUUUAGCGAAGAUGAUAUGGAACGUUCAGAAAAUUCUCAUAGGCAGCUGAAACCUGAAGUAUGGAAAACAGCUGUUGGCAUGGUGUACUUUUUUAGUGUCACAUGGAUCACAGCCAUAGUGAUGGUCAUAGUUCAUGAUCGUGUGCCUGAUAUGCAAACGUAUCCACCUCUUCCAGAUAUCUUUUUGGACAACAUUCCCUAUAUGCCCUGGGCAUUUAGCAUGUGUGAGCUCACUGGCAUCAUCCUUUUCUUGAUUUGGAUGGCCAUUUUAUUCUUCCAUAAGCAUAGAUUUAUUCUUCUAAGGAGGAUGUUUUCAUUAUUUGGUUCUGUAUUUUUAUUACGAUGUAUAACGAUGAUCAUCACAUCUCUUUCUGUUCCUGGGAAGCAUUUGGAAUGCAAAGCAAGGUCUUAUGGAGCCUGGAGCGAUAAAAUUCGUACAGCUUUCUUCAUCUGGCUUGGUGGAGGUAUGUCCAUUCAAGGAGUGAGAACGUGUGGAGAUUAUAUGUUCAGUGGACAUACUGUUGCGCUAACACUUCUAAAUUUUUUCAUUACUGAAUAUACACCAAGAAGUAUGUACUAUUUGCAUACAUUCACGUGGGUUCUCAACAUCUUUGGUGUCUUUUUUAUUCUUGCUGGACAUGAGCACUAUUCAAUUGAUGUUUUUAUAGCAUUUUACAUAUCCACUCGCCUUUUCCUCUAUUACCACGCAUUAGCAAAUAACAGAGCAUUUGUUCGCGACGACAGAAGACGAACUCGAAUCUGGUUUCCCCUAUUUUAUUUCUUUGAGUCUGGGGUCGAAGGUCCCGUGCCAAAUGAAUACGAAUGGCCUGUUCGAAUCCCCCACAAAUUGCAGAGAAUUAUGUCUCAGUUGUUUGUUUAACAUUUGAUGCAAUAUUUAUCUUAUUAUGUAUUAUGAAACAUUUUUAAAAAGUUUAACCACACAAAGGUUUUGUCAUGAAGUUCGUAAAUUUGGAAAAUGAUUUUUUUAAGUUUAAUUUGUUAUAUACCAGUUUUGAAUUUUAAUUUCCAAAAUAAAUUCAUUUACUUCAAAUAAAGACCUUUUUUUUUUCUCUGUAUGAAUGUGUAUAAUCGGACCUCUAUUUAAGAAGAAAAUCAAGCAUUUAGUAAGCUCAUUAAAUAGAAAAUUUCCUGUACAAUACAAACUUUCACUUUAUAAUAGUUUUGGAGUAAAGAGUUAUUUUAAACAUUGCAUUGAAAACUUAUAAGCAUUACACAUGUGAAAAUUAUCAAUUUGGGUUAUCUUAAAUGAAUUAUAUCUAUUCCCUAUAAAUUUUCACUUUAAAAACAUUCAAAGGGAGAAAGAAAAUAAUAUUUCAGUCCAAAUUUGAACUUUUUAACCACGUUUGAAUUUUUUCUUCUAUAUUUCUAUUUUUAAAUACUGUCUAUUUGUCAGCUUAGAGCAAUAGCAAGGUAUCCUACUGUUGCUCUGAGGUGACGAUGUAUCCGCAGUAAAACCUUGGUACAACAGUAUGGUUAUUUUCUGAGGAGAUAUAUUUUUGAUUCAUAGGGGGGAAAAUAAUGGCAAGUUUGAUAAUAUUUAUAAAUAGUUUUUUCUAAAUAAGAUCAAACUUAAUUUUGUUCAAGUAAUUUUGAAAACAAGCUUAUAGUAUAAACUUUUCAGACCUAAACACUUAUUUAUUGAAUAAAAAGUGCCAUUAUUUUUGUUUGCUUAUUUGUUCGUUUAUUUAUUAUUUCUUUGUUUAAGGAUAGGACGCGAACUCUUUUAACCCUGGUAAAAAAUUGAAAAGGAUUUUUUUUUUAAUGAAUGACAUUCACAUGCCUAGAUGUGGAAUAAGCUUCUACAUACAAUACACUAAUAAACGGAAAAUCAAAAUUUUUGGCAUUACGUCAGUCUGGCUCUGAGGUACAGAAAUGGGGGGGGGGGGGUGCGAAAUUCCACACUAAAAAAUAAAAUCAAAUUUCCAAAAAAAGUUCUUCUUAAGUAAGGGUCCGACUAUUAUAUAUUUGAUUCAUGAAGAUUUAAAGUUUUUUUAUUUGAUUUCAUUUAUUUAUUUAUUGGUGGAUUUGUGUAUUUGUUUAAUUUAUUGUUGUUUUUUUUGUGUUAUUAUUAUUAUAAGAGAUAUAUAUACUACAGUGCAACACUUUUAAUAAAGCUACUUGGUUACAAAUUUGAUUAUUUAUUUAAUUAUAUUGCAUGAGACAUAAGCAAUACAAGAAGUAUUUCCCUCUUUGUGUAUUAUUAUUAUUUGAAAUUUAUUUCUUUACAAAUUUUAUGUUUAUGCUGCCACACAGGAAAAAAGCCCCUACACUGCUUUUUAUUAAUAUUUUCUCCUCAUCGCCUUUAUUUUUUUUCUCUGAAGUCAUGGUGAUUUUACAAAUUGAGACCUUUUGUGAAAAUCAUGUUUUAAUGGCUAAUACUUCACUCUGUUUUUAAAUAUUCUCUGGCUGAAGUUUAACCUGAGAUUACUCGCGCAGGGUAUGACAUACCCACUUCUUUGCUUUCAAUCAAUUUUCUCCCCACCUUUUUUUGGAAGUGGACGAUUCCUUGAGUAGCCGACCCAUAGGUCAUACAUAACCUUGAAGGGGUAGAAGCGGUGGGGACAUUCUAAAAUUAGUUUCUUUGGAAUUGACUUAUAUGGGUGUAUCAUACCCUGCACGAGUAUUUCUGCUACAGUUCUGAACUAAAGCAUAGGCAAUGCUUCCAAGAGACUUAAAAUUAAAACUAGGAUCUAGUGAAGACAUUGCAUCCCCUGCUAAAAAAAGCGAAGUCAACGUACAAAAGCUGUACUGAAAUCCCCAAUAUAAAACACAAAAACCAAAUUUGUGUGUGAAAAAUGUGACAGAAACAUUUGCAUUGAACAUAUGGCAUGCAUUUGCAAAAAAAUGUAGAAAUUGAAUGCAAGUCUUUUAAGAAAGUAUUUUAUAACUAUACUCUUUUCUCUUAUUUGCAUUUUCAACCUUUUUGAAAAAAAAAAAAAAUUAAACUCGAAAAUACUAAAAAACCUCCUCGGGUAUGAGAUACCUUGCGCAAGCACUCCCGUUCGUUUUGGUCAUGUGAGCAAUCUCCGGUUAAAUAUUUCUAUAUAUUUCUAGUCCCCUUUCCAUUAUCAAUAUCUACAUUAAUCUCAAAACUUUUUCCUGUUUAAAUCCACCAUUCUCUCUCUGCAAAGUUAAAAUACACUUCAGAGUGAUGCCUAAAUUCAUAUUCAUGUUUCUUGGAUAGCCACUGUAUUCUUAUAUUUCAUAAUGUGUUAAAUGGUUGUGAUAUUUGUAAUUUAUUUUUUUAUAUAUACGUAAAUUAUCCAUCUCAUGAGUCUAUGUUAUUUUUACAGAAAAGAUUUAUAGCAUUCUAUGAUGAUUCAUAGUGUCUUAGUUUAGUAGGAGCAGAUAGAGUUAGCGGUACUUAAUUUUUACAUCAAGCAAUUUUAAGCAAGUUACUGCACAAAUCUUAUUCAAUUUUCUAGCAAGGGUAGUAAUGGAAUAAAGAUGACAUUAAAUAAAUAUUAAAUAUUUUCUCACACAAGAAAGAAUUAAGUGGCUAUGAAUAUAAUUUAACCAGGCCCGUCAUUUAGGUGGUCAGUAGCUGACAAUUGGCCCUUUCUGGCUUUGAGAAAUCAAUAUAUUUCCAUUUAUGUAGCUGUGGUUUUGUUGUUUCGCAAUCCAAUAUGCAGAGUAUAUACACCCCCCCCCCCUGAAUAAUAUUGA